AUGGCAAGAAAUUAAUAAAAAUAAGUAAUUAAAAAAAAAUAAUACCUACUUCUUAAAAAGCGCCUUAAAAAAUUAAAACUUAAAUCUCUUUUUUCUAAAAAACCUAAAAAUCAUGUUAAACUUAAUUAAUAAGAAGACGAAAGAAUAGAAGAAAUCGAUUAAAGUUCAUAACAAGAGGAGUUAUAAUAAAAACUAUAGGAAUAACUAUAGAAAGAAUUACAUGAAGAAGAAUAAGAAUCUACAGAAUAAUAAUCCGAAAUAAUAGUACCUUUAAAUGAUGAAGAUUUUCAAAAUUCAGAAUAGCAUGAAGAAGAAGAAGAACUAGAAGUAGAAUAAGAGAAUGAACAAGAAGAUGAAAAAUAAAUAAUAAAUAAACACCAUUUAAUAAAAAACUGGGAGCCCAUUUUUACAUAACCAAGCAUAUAUACAGGAGGAAGAAUUCAAAUAUCUUAAAACGAAGAAUUUAUAGUAUCUAUAUGCAAUUUUAAAAUAAUGAUAACAGAUAUAAAAACAAGAAAAAUAACAAACCAAAUAGAACAUGUAAAAUAUAAUUUAAAUGACAAAUAAAAAAAUUAAAAAAUUAAAAGCAUGAAGAAGAAUUAUGUAAUUUUGCAUUACACCCAUCAUAUAAAUAUAUAGCGACAUUUACAAGAAAUAAUACAAUAAGAUUUUUAGCAUUAGAAACGAAAUAAAUUAUUCAUUACUGGAAAGUUGGUGAUUAAUGGGCUAUAGAUAUGACUUUUGAUAAUUCAGGUUAAUUUUUAGCUAUAGGAUUUGUUGAUGGUUUUAUUAAAAUAUAUGACGUCAAUCGUGGAAUAUUAACACAUUCAUAUAAAGUGCAUAAGGGUUCUAUAACAAAACUUGUUUUCCAUCCACAGAGUCAAAAACUACAUUUGUUAAGUGUUGGAGAAGAUUAUGCAAUAAGAAUAUAUGAUAUGGUAGUUUCUACAGUACUAAAAUCUAUAAUUGCCCAUGAAAACUAAAUAACUUAAAUAAUUUUUACUGAAAAUGGAACAAACUUAAUAACUAUAAGCUCUGACGGGAAAAUAUACAUUUGGGAUUAUAAUAAUAUUUAAAAAUAAUCAGAAAUAUAAGUAGAUGAUGAAAUCGAAGCUGCAGUUUAUUUCAGAAUAAAAACGAAAAAAAAAGUCUGAAAAAAUUUGAGUUUUAAUAAUAUUUGGCUAUUGCAAAUUAAGAAGGAUGUUUAAAAUUAAUUGAUAUUUCUUCUAAU
This is a messenger RNA of Ichthyophthirius multifiliis, 1231 nucleotides long. RefSeq lists its product as hypothetical. NCBI's taxonomy places the organism in Eukaryota, Ciliophora, Oligohymenophorea, Hymenostomatida. The transcript is spliced from 3 exons. The record is from RefSeq and is a predicted model, not a curated record.